Molecule: messenger RNA, 1568 nt
Organism: Amoebophrya sp. A25
Lineage: Eukaryota; Dinophyceae; Syndiniales; Amoebophryaceae
Source: the annotation of a GenBank genome assembly
AUGGAGUUACCCAACCUCUAUAUAGAUCAGCCAUUCGUGCUGAGGGAUGUUAUUCUCGAGAAUGAGGACUUUCAGUGUUUUGCUGAACACAUAGGUGGGCGUGUAGUUGAUCGACGUGACGGCUGCCCUGGUACUGGUUUGUGGUAUUCUGGUGAAUUUUUUGAAGUUCGUUGCUCUGAAGUAAAAGAGGACAAGAAAAACAUUUUUUGGCACCACGAACAACAUAUAUUUUUCAAACCCGCUAAGCUUUUUAUGACAACUAGACUGUUUCAGUAUCUCAAGGAUGUAUUAAAAAAGGACGAAGUGUUAUGUAAUAUUCGGGUCUCCUCGCUCGAAUUUGAUAUGGUCCUUAUAGCUGCCUCGGACGUGGAUCGAAUAAUUUUUGUGGAUCAAGUUAGUAAAUAGUUGAAGUUGUUGAACUAGUUUGGGAGGAUGGUGUCACCGAAGACGGAUUUGCUUGAAGUCAUGGCUUUCCUGAUGAAUAAGGAAAGCAUUGACAUUCAUCCUACGAAAGGAUAAAAGGACUAAAGAGGUAGGUAAAACUAUUGUUGUUAACCGUCAACGCCAGAAGUGCAUUUUCUCUCUUGGGUUGUUGAGUCAGUAGCUCUACAAGAAGUUCUGUAAAUAUAUAAGAUGAGUCAGGUGGAUGCUGAGUCUCUUGUCCAAGUUCGAGGUCGCUCACACGCUUCCUUGGUCGACGGACAAGCAGGCGCAGGGCCUGGCGGUUCUCAGGGCGGUGAUAGAAAGGGGGAAAGAAAGUUGUAGAUCGUCGAGCAAGAGAUGUCUGCACUCAUAAGUAAGCAGGAGUUUCUGCAACAUAGAUAGCUAACUGAUAGAUAUUUAGAUACUAAAUGUACGUAGAUCGAGGCUUAGUGCCUACCUCAUAUGUUACUGUUCGCUUCACAUGUGAAAAAGAAGAACUACUCGCCACCGAAUUUGGAACUUUUAGAUGCCCCACCAUGAUUCAGACGACUUUACUCUUCGCCUAUUCUUAUGGAAGAUAAGCUUAAAGCUUUGAUUGUCACUCUCGUCUUGUUACUUCGUUGAUUAUUUAUUCUUUUUCUCUCUCUCAGUCUCUUGACUUAUAUUCCUCGGAGUAAUUCUUAAAACCUUACAUUUUCUGUGCAGUCGUUAAGGGAGGACGUGAAGGUAUCAGGUGUCUCUAUUGCCAAGACGUGAAAUUGUAACUGUUAUUGUGGGAUGGGAUCUGAAAAACUUGCAAUUGUAAUUGUAAUUGGUGAUGCGUAAAGCUCCUAGUGCGGAGUAGCAUCCCUGAUUGAUGGCUCCCCCGUUUUCCUUGCGUUAUCUAUUCCGAUAAAACGAUAUCGGUAGGAAUCGCAGUCAUGCGAGUUAGUAGCCGCUGGGUAAGAAAGUGAAAAUCAAAAAAUCCCGGCGCAGGCUCGAACGAUGUCGCCCAAUCAAUCUCGAUCAUAAAAAAGCGAAAGGCUAUCAAUUCUGCGUCUACUCCGCCUGUGAUUGAAAACGAAUGACCACAGAGGAUCAAUUGAAUUAUAGUGGUUGCGUAAGCGCGCGCGGGAUGUGAUGCGUGAUCUCUGGACAAGGUCAAG